CCAGGCAGGCAUAUCUCCGGUCUAGAAAGUGCAGGACAAAAAGCAAGGUCUGCUCGAAGACCAGAAGCUGAAAGAAAAUCCACGCGAUCAGACCUCCUCUUGGUUCGUCUCCUCUCAGAAGGACUCCAGACCUCUGCAUCUCAUCUCUCAACAUCCGGGUCUAUAUUCCAGUUUUGGAUCUCUACAUAGGGAACUUCUGCCGGAGGACAGCAACGUUUUUGUCCUAGGAAGAAAGGGGUGACGUUCCAGGAAGGCCACUAACAUCGAAUCACACAUAAUAACUCCUCUGGAUCAGGGUUUGAGGAGUAUUAAGUGAGAUAAGGCAUUCGAAGGAACCAACUCAGAUUCACAGACAGAGGACCUGUGUGCUUAAAGUCUAAGAGUGGAGGAAGAACCUGAGGAGCGGCUUCCUCAGAGACCCUAAUAAAACCAGAGAGCCUCACCAGGGAGCUGAAAGGUCCACAGACAGCGUCACUCGGAUCUUAUCAUGAAACCAUCACACAGUUCCUGCGAGGUGGGUAGCAUGACUUUCAGGUGCUUGAGGCAGAAAACUGGAGCUCCAAGAAUGGGUCUGUAUUACAAAGAGCUGAGCUCCCCAAACAUGGACCGGUCUCCUGACCACUGUCUUCUGUAGAGGAUGAAUACAAGUCCCAAGACUGGAGAGCAAGGCUAUGGGGAGCAGAUGGAUUGUAUUCAGGUGCUGUUGCAGAAAAGUAUUCUAGGGAAACCUCCUUCUUGAUGUGAGGACAAAACAAGUCUCCAGAUGUCUCCAGAUGUUUCAAGCAUGCAUGUGAGGGCUGGGUUGGAGAACAGCUUUCAAGAGUCCGUUCGCUCUCCCCCAUGUGGGUUCCUGAGAUUGAACUCAGGUCAUCGGAUUCGGCAGCAAGUGCCCUUAGGCUGCUCCACUACUCCCCAACAUGGCAGAGACCCAUUAUGCUCCCCUGAGCUCAGCCUUCCCCUUUGUCACGUCAUACCAAACAGGCUCCAGCAGGUUACCUGAGGUCAGUAGGAGCACCGAAAGAGCUUUAAGAGAAGGAAAACUACUGGAACUGGUCUACGGAAUCAAGGAGACUGUGGCAACAUUGUCCCAGAUUCCAGUGAGCAUCUUUGUGACUGGGGACUCUGGCAAUGGCAUGUCAUCUUUCAUCAAUGCACUUCGAGUCAUCGGCCAUGAUGAAGAUGCCUCGGCUCCCACUGGGGUGGUGAGGACCACGAAGACGCGGACUGAGUACUCUUCAUCCCACUUUCCCAAUGUGGUGCUGUGGGACUUACCUGGAUUGGGGGCCACAGCCCAAACCGUAGAGGACUAUGUGGAAGAGAUGAAAUUUAGCACAUGUGACUUAUUCAUCAUCAUUGCCUCUGAGCAGUUCAGCUCGAAUCAUGUGAAGCUGUCCAAAAUUAUCCAGAGCAUGGGAAAGAGGUUCUAUAUUGUCUGGACCAAGCUGGACAGGGACCUCAGCACCAGUGUCCUAUCAGAGGUCCGGCUCCUACAGAAUAUCCAGGAGAAUAUCCGAGAGAAUCUGCAGAAGGAGAAAGUGAAGUACCCCCCCGUGUUCCUGGUAUCCAGUCUAGACCCUUUACUAUAUGACUUCCCGAAGCUUAGGGACACACUUCAUAAAGAUCUCUCCAACAUCAGGUGCUGUGAACCCUUAAAGACCCUUUAUGGCACUUAUGAGAAGAUCGUUGGUGAUAAAGUAGCAGUCUGGAAGCAGAGAAUAGCCAACGAGUCCUUGAAGAAUUCUCUCGGUGUCAGAGAUGAUGACAACAUGGGCGAGUGUCUGAAAGUGUACCGACUGAUAUUUGGUGUAGAUGACGAAUCAGUUCAGCAGGUAGCCCAGAGUAUGGGGACAGUAGUCAUGGAGUACAAGGACAACAUGAAGUCCCAAAACUUUUAUACUCUCCGCAGAGAGGACUGGAAACUGAGGCUGAUGACAUGUGCAAUUGUGAAUGCAUUCUUCCGUUUGUUGAGAUUUCUCCCAUGCGUAUGCUGCUGUUUAAGACGCUUGAGACAUAAACGCAUGCUUUUCUUAGUUGCCCAGGACACCAAGAACAUCCUAGAGAAAAUCCUGAGGGACUCCAUCUUCCCUCCGCAGAUCUAGUAUAAGGGCAGCCUGGUACCCUUCUUCUUCCACAGAAGCCAGGUUACCUUAGAUCUCUUUCCUAGAUCCCUAUUUCUCCACCAGAAAUCAAGAGAUACAAAAAUGCUUCCUGUAAGGGUUUUAGAUUCUCUGAGAGGAGUUAAAAUCACUCAUCUCCCCUGUCUCGAUUCUAAUGCAUUGUUCCACUGAGGGACAGGGACAAGUAGUGAUUAAAAUUCAUUGACCAUGAUUCUUAGAUUUGGAAUAUAGAAAUUUUGUUUUUGGGCUGGAGAGAUGGCUUAGCAGUUAAGAACACCAACUGCUUUUCCGAAGGUCAUGAGUUCAAAUCCCAGCAACCACGUGAUGGCUCACAACCAUCCGUAGUGAGAUCUGAUGCCCUCUUCUGAGAUGUCUGAAGACAGCUACAGUGUACUUACAUAUAAUAAAUAAAUAAAUAAAUAAAUAAAUAAAUAAAUCUUUGGGAAAAAAAUUAGAAAUUUUGUUUUCAGCUAUUAAAUGUGAUAUAUGUCCAAAUCAAUUUUCCUCUGAAACAAUAAAGUCGGUUCCUCUUCAUUAA
This is a messenger RNA of Mus musculus (house mouse), 2655 nucleotides long. It is a transcript of the gene Irgm1, whose product is annotated as immunity-related GTPase family M member 1. Gene Ontology annotation, molecular function: GTPase activity; GTP binding. The transcript is spliced from 4 exons. The record is from RefSeq and is a predicted model, not a curated record. NCBI's taxonomy places the organism in Eukaryota, Metazoa, Chordata, Mammalia, Rodentia, Muridae. The coding region runs from base 918 to 2099 and encodes 393 amino acids. Gene Ontology annotation, cellular component: phagocytic vesicle membrane; lipid droplet; lysosomal membrane.